AUGACUGUAGGACACAAGCGGACUCGCAGCGAAGAGAGCGAAGACCGCGCGAGCCAAAUCGACGCCCUCUAUUACCCACACAUCAUCGAUGUUAUUCUGGAUUACGGCUCCAGGGACAACGCCGAGGUGCUCAGUCAAGUUUGCCGAGAUUGGAAAUAUCGCGUCCACAGGCGGCUCAGAUCGCACGUCUUGAUUUCCGAAGUUGAGAUCGAGGGCCGCUUCUGGGGCGACAAUGGAUGGGAGCUCACCACCGCGCGCCCACCGCAUUUGUUCGUGACAAUGUCCUCAGUCCCUCUGCAGCGCUCGAUCGAUACUGGGAGGGACCCCCUGGAACACUUGACAGCUGAAAGGCGGGAGGGAAUCCACGCGGUCGACGUCCGUGCUCUCUUGGACACCGACUACCACUACCUCAAGUUCAUCGAUGCGCUUCCGAAUCUUCACACCGUUAGGCUGGCGGCUGGAUCAUUGCUGCGCAACGUCGGGAGGCUCUCGCACAUUGAGCGUAUAGUCGUUAGCGACCCAAUCGACCUGCCGCAAGGGUCAGGGCCAUCGCCGGCCCCGUGCCGGAGAAUGGACUGUAAACGACAACACACGAAGCGGCUCGUCAUCAACUUGACCAAGCCGGCGUUGCAGCUUUACCCCUCUGGCGCACUCUUCGGCAGACCGCAGCCCGAGGAGGUCGUCAUCAUCCUGCACCCGUGGACCGAGCCGCCCUGCUUCCUCGCACUCGACCCACAAGCGAUUGCAGUUGUCAUCGCUGCCCAUGCCCUCAGCACCGGGAGCCAUGUCACGGUCGUAAACCCAGAGCACAUCGACCUGUGUACUGGCGCGUACAUCAGUCAUUUCUCGCCGAAUCUGAAGGGCGCGGCGAUGGAGUUCGCGAAUCUCCUCUGGGAGGAAGCAAGGAGACGUCACGGUUCGGUCGAAAGUUGGAUAGGGCGGUUGCACUUCUGCACGGCUGGGGGUUAUGCCGCCGCUGUUGGGUCCGACGAAUUCGAACUGGAGAGCAUGCUUGAUUGGGAAUGGAAGCGCCGGGUGGACCGCAAGCUUGCAGCGCAUGUCUCAAUCAGCGCACUUAUGGGAGAUCGCAAGGUUGACGAGGGGUCUUACAAGGCCGCAUUCUGGCAGGUGAGGUCCGCCCGCGCACCCCAUGCACUGUUCGCCGAGGGCACUGUGCCUGUACAGUUCGCUCCCAGGAUUGUCAGCAUUCAGCUAGAAGACUUGGUGUCCCAUGAUGGCUUGGGACAUGUGAUGGAAGUGGCAGACAUCCAGUUCGAUCAACCCGAGUGGUUGUGGAAGUUGCUCAUCAGUGGUCUGCCCAAUCUACGCACUGUGAGGUUCGGGCUCGGCCGCUUCAUGCGCAGCAUAGGAGCUCUCCCGCACACUGAACGGAUCAUAAUGGAUAGCCCCGUUGAGGAUCGCUUCUUGAGUACGCCGAUAAGGUGCCACGACUGCCCAGGACCACACACGAGUAAGAUCGUGGUCAACCAGCGCGACCCCGAAUGGGAGAUAGGGCGCACGGGCAUCAUCUCAAAGCUGCCUGCUGUGCAAGAGGUCGUCAUCAUCCUCCAUCCCUGGACAAUGCCGCCCAAAUCUCCCAGUGGACAGGACCCACGCUAUGGGUCGACGGCCAUUGCUGCUAGAGCGCUUCUCGACGGACGGAGGGUCACGGUAGUGAACAUCCAGCAACUCGACUUUCGCACAGGCGUGCCCGGAGGACGGUACCCCACCACCAGCGUGUAUGGCGCUCUGCAGUUUGUCGAGCUUGAUUACAUCGAGGAGAUAGGGUGGGAGGCAUUUCAACUCGAAGCCAUGCUCGAUUGGAACCCUGUGAGCCUUAGUAGUGCGCACGAGACUGGACUUGAGAAGCCAAACGCGAAAGCCAGCGUCCCUCGAACGGCGACAAAGCGCAGUCCCAGCCGUGAGCACCCGUACUAUCCCCACCUGAUCGACUUCAUCCUCGACUUCUACGUCGAAUCCGACUUGAAUGCGUCUCACCUCCGGCUCGUGUGCAAGGACUGGCGCAGGCAGAUCGAUGAGCUGCUUGCUCGCUUCGCGGAGGUCCAGGUGUUCACCGGGCCCAGGAUGCCCGGCAAGUCGGCGCGGCAACUGUGGAUGGUGCGCUCGUGUCGCAGCCCCCAGGUGACUCUGAGCUUGACGCCCCUUCACCUCAAGCGCACGGAUGGGAAUGUAGAGGGACAGGAGACUGACGGCCCGGAGAAUCCAUUCCUCUUCAUGCCGAGCUUCAUUGGUUCGUCGAUCCGUAUCCUCAACCUCGUUGCUCUGGUCGAUUUGCAGCCGACUGAGCGCAUCUUUGGCUCGUUGCCCAACUUGCAUACCGUCAUCCUGCACGCUCCCAACCUGGACUAUGCCUGUGCCUUUGCCCAUAUCGACCGGAUCAUCUUCUCCCAGGCGCCUCGGCCGGGUCGAAGAUUGGAUGAGAAUUAUGAUUCACAUCCGUGCCGGUUGGUGACAGGAGUCUCAGACGCCCGAACACCACAACAGUUGCAGCAAGGCAACCGGCCGUUAUGCUCCAGGAAACACACUCGCAAACUCGUCAUCAAUCAAACGGCGUCCUGCUUUCAGUAUGCCUUCGUGCAAGUCUACACCCCGCCUGUCCAGGAGAUUGUCAUCAUCUUGUGCCCAUGGACCACCAGCGUGACCCGCGUGCUGGCCGGCUUCUCCGACCCCAGGCAGUGUGUAGUCCCGUUCGUCCUGCGCGGCCUCCAAAUCGGCGCCAAAGUCACCAUCGUGAAUCCGGAGCAGCUCGCCUUCGAGUCGGGCGCCCCUACGAGUACCAACCGGCCCAAAAAAUUCACCAAGAGCUCCGCUUCGCUGAAGAGCAUGAUUGAGAGAUUUGCGUCCCUUAAGCCCCCACGGUUCCUUGCACCUCUGUCCGACCCCGAGUGCGAGCGCGCCGUCUUGGACAUACAGCGGCUGUUGCGCAUCAUCGACACACCAACUUAUGUCCAGGAAAUCGGCUGGCGGGAGUUCGAGAUUGAGGCGUGCCUCCGGUGUCCCACCGUGGAGCUCGUGUAG
Molecule: messenger RNA, 3039 nt
Organism: Trichosporon asahii var. asahii CBS 2479
Lineage: Eukaryota; Fungi; Basidiomycota; Tremellomycetes; Trichosporonales; Trichosporonaceae
Exons: 6
Coding region: 1-3039 (1012 amino acids)
Source: RefSeq, a predicted model, not a curated record